Rasamsonia emersonii CBS 393.64 is the source of this 1101-nucleotide messenger RNA. Its product is annotated as Allantoicase. Gene Ontology annotation, molecular function: allantoicase activity. The coding region runs from base 1 to 1101 and encodes 366 amino acids. Gene Ontology annotation, biological process: allantoin catabolic process. Lineage: Eukaryota; Fungi; Ascomycota; Eurotiomycetes; Eurotiales; Trichocomaceae. The transcript has a single exon. The record is from RefSeq and is a predicted model, not a curated record.
AUGGCUUCUCCUACCCGGAUUGCGUCCGACCAGAUCGACACCGUCUUCGCCCGUACCACCAACCUCGCUUCGUCCGCCCUCAACACCGUCGUGCUCGCCUGCUCCAAUGAAUACUUCGCCGCGGCCUCGAACCUGCUCACGCCCACCCCGCCCAUCCACCGGCCGGGGGUGUUCGUGCACACAGGCGCCUGGUACGACGGGUGGGAGACGCGGCGGCACAACCCUGAACCAUACGACUGGGUCGUGAUCAAGCUGGGCGUUGCGAGCGGCGCCAUCGAGGGCGUCGAGGUCGACACGGCCUACUUUGUCGGGAACUACGGCGAGAAGGCGGCGCUGGAGGCUACGUACGCCCCGGAUGUCAGCGACGAGGAGAUCGCCAAACCUGACUAUAAAGGAUGGACGACCAUCCUGCCUCCUCAGCCCUGCGGCCCCUCGCAGCGUCAGGCCUGGAAGCUGACCAACUAUGACCCGGCCAACCCUACCCCCUACACGCAUGUCCGUCUCCUGAUGUACCCCGACGGAGGGUUCGCCCGGUUGCGACUCUACGGCCAUGCGAUCCCCCCACCGCUGCCUGCCGCGGCAGCAGCUGACCCGACAGCACGGCCGGUGGAAGAGCUCUCGUCCGCGCUGCUCGGAGGACUGGCGCUCGCGGCGUCAGAUCAGCACUACACGCCGUGCUCAAACCUGCUGCUUCCAGGCCGGGGCAAGGACAUGGGCGACGGGUGGGAGACAGCACGCUCGCGGGCGCCAGGACACGUCGACUGGGCGAUCAUCCGCCUGGGACUGCCGGGCUCAGUGAGCAAGGUGGUGGUCGACACGAAAGACUUCCGGGGUAACUUCCCGCGCGCGAUCCGGGUGCAUGGACUCGUCCGGAGCGACGCGGACGCACUUAACGGACAGGAACCCGGCCACGACCACCCCGGAUGGGUGGAGCUGGUAAAGGGGGAGAAACCCACGCAGGCCGACACGGAGCAUGUCUUCGAGGGCGCCGAUCUGGCGGCCGGUGGCGAGGACACUCGUGUCUUCACGCACGUCAAGCUGACCCUCGUGCCGGACGGAGGAGUCAAGCGGUUGCGCAUUUUUGGGCGGAGGGCAGUUUGA